This is a messenger RNA of Emiliania huxleyi CCMP1516, 891 nucleotides long. RefSeq lists its product as hypothetical. The record is from RefSeq and is a predicted model, not a curated record. Gene Ontology annotation, molecular function: zinc ion transmembrane transporter activity. The transcript has a single exon. Lineage: Eukaryota; Haptophyta; Isochrysidales; Noelaerhabdaceae. The annotation marks the transcript as partial. Gene Ontology annotation, biological process: zinc ion transmembrane transport. Gene Ontology annotation, cellular component: plasma membrane.
GAGACGGUGGCCAAGCGGAGGCGCGCGCUGCUCGCCAUCGUCUGCUGCACCACCGUCAUGCUCAUCGAGUUUGGAGGCGGCCUCGCCGCCCACUCCCUCGCCCUGGUCACCGACGCAACGCACAUGCUGGCCGACGUGGCGUCAUACUGCAUCGUCCUCGUCUCGCUCGGCACGGCGUCCAAGGGGCCGUCGGCAAGGGCCUCCUUCGGACUGCUGCGCGCCGAGGUGCUCUGCGGGCUCGGCUCGCUCCUCCUAAUCUGGGCCACGGCCGGGGUGCUACUCUACGAGGCGGCCUGGCGCAUGUACGAUCUCGCAUCGUCAGACAACAAGCCGCGCACCGACGGGCCGACCAUGCUGGGCGUGGCUGCCCUCGGGCUCGCCUCCAACCUCGGCCUGCUCCUCCUCUUCCGCGGAAGCGGCGACAAGGGCGACGACAGCCACGGGCACAGCCACGGCGGCGGUGACAUGUCGACGCGAGCCGCCCUGGUACAUGUAGCGGGGGACGUGGCGCAGAGCGGCGGCGUGCUGAUCGCUGCCGCCCUCAUCACCUUCGACGGGCAGCGGUGGGUGUGGCUGGACCCCGUCGUCACCGCCGCAGCCGCCGUCUGGAUGCUCUCUGGCACGCUGGGCUUGUUCCGCGAGGCGUACACCGUGCUGAUGGAGGCGUCGCCCCCCGACAUCGACACGAACGAGCUGCGGCGCGUGCUCUCUCGAAGAGCGGACGUCACUUCGAUCCACUGCUUCCACCUGUGGGCCCUCGCCCCUGGCAAGCUGACGCUCACCGCGCACGUGCUCUGCGCGCCCUCGUGCGAGGACACAGACGAGGUGCUCGAGGACCUCUGCAAGGUUUGCCAGUACAAGUUCGGUAUCCACCACGUCACGUUCCAGGUC